Oppiella nova is the source of this 735-nucleotide messenger RNA. Lineage: Eukaryota; Metazoa; Arthropoda; Arachnida; Sarcoptiformes; Oppiidae. The record is from the annotation of a GenBank genome assembly.
ACUCCUAUAGUUAUGUAUUGUGACAACUUUUAUAGUCCUUAUCUGUUUUCACUGUAUGUACAACAAAAACCUGCAUCGAUUACCACCACAUCUACGGCACCGGCAGUUCCCAAAUGCGACGCUUCCGUACAGACAGAUAACGACAUAUUGACGGACGAGUCGCCGGAGUUCGCCGCCCGUCCGCCCCCUUGUCUUAAGCGCGAAAUGAUUACAACGACUCAUAUGUUUCGUGAGAUCGAUAGACGGGUGGCCGACACACCAGAAUUUGAGACAUUAACAGAAUUGGUGGAAUGCAUUUGCAAAUACACUAAAAACGAUUUAUACAAAGUUAGGGCUAUUUUUCGUUGGAUUUCCAUUAAUAUCAGGUUUGACUGGAAGUAUAUGGGCGUCAAUAUGUCCUCCCAUGAGAUAUUCAAAGGCGGGGAAGGGGUCUGUAAGGACUAUUGCCAACUGUUUGCCGAUAUGUGCCGUUUGGCGGGUAUACGGGUUAAGAAGAUCGAGGGCUUCGCCAAAGGACAGGACUAUAGGCCGGGCCAUCAAUUCAAACCCGGUGAAGACAUCACACACACAUGGAAUGCCGUGUUUUUGUUGAGCGCCUGGAGAUUAAUAGACACCACUUGGGGCACAGGAUAUACGGAGCCGUCAGGAAAGUUUCAGCGCAAACUAAAUGAGCACUUUUUCCUAACGGAUCCCGAAGUAUUGAUUUGGACGCACUUUCCAUACAUGGAAAUGGAG